AUGAAGUUUUUCACUAGAAUUAGUCUUCUUUUUGUUUUCAUUACCUCCACCAUAUCAACUCCGUGGGAUCCGGCUCCGAAAGGGCCAGCGAAUCAUGGAAAGACGUGUAUUGUUCAAGCUCUUGGUGAUCAGAAGGACGAUACACCACAGAUCCUGAAGGCGUUUGAAGAAUGCAACAAUGGUGGCAUAAUUGUUUUCCCAGAAGAUCAGAAUUACUGGAUCGGGACAAAGCUCAAUCCAGUAAUUAAAGAUGUAACCAUUGAGUGGAAGGGAACCUGGACUACAAUCUCGAUUACUGGCGAAACAGUUCGUACCCAAUUGCUUUUCAAAACCAUCGUGCAGGCUUCAUCAUCAGCGGAGAGCGCAUCCACAUCAAUGGCUACGGCCGGGGUGGCAUUAACGGAAACGGAAACGCCUGGUACAACGCCGAGCAAGCCGUCACUCAACCAGGGCGACCAAUGCCAUUUGUAUUUUGGAACACCAGCGACGUUUUUGUCCAAAACUGCACUCUUCGUCAAAGACUCACCCCUCUGGGCCCUAAACAUAAUGAACGGCACCAACAUGUGGUUCGACCACAUAACCUGCAACAGCACCGCGCUCAACGCCCCCUACGGCGUAAACUGGGUACAAAACACCGACGGAUUCGACACCAUGGAUGCCAACAACAUCGCGCUCACAAACAUGUGGUACCAAGGCGGCGACGACUGUAUAGCCAUCAAGCCGCGCUCCUACAACAUAUACGUGCAGAACAUCACCUGCCACGGCGGAAACGGCAUCGCUAUCGGAAGCUUAGGUCAGUAUCUCGAAGACUCCUCCGUCGAAAACGUGACUGUCAAAGACGCGAAUAUUAUUAGCUAUAACAACGAUAUGCACAACUCUGCAUAUAUAAAAACAUAUGUGGGCGCCUUGGUUCCACAAUCCGGGUACGAAAGUGCCGGGUUGCCCAGAGGUGGCGGCUGGGGCGUUGUGCGCAAUAUCUUGUUCCAGAAUUUCAAGAUAAGGGGAGCUGGUAUUGGGCCGAAUAUCAAUCAGGAUUCGGGGAACAAUGGGAGCUUCUCGGGGACGAGCAAGAUGCUGGUCAGUGAUGUGAGGUUUGUGGAUUUUGAGGGGUAUAUGACCGGGGCCAAGGGGAAUCGGACGGCGGUUGUGAGUUGUUCUACUGUUCAUCCGUGUUAUGGUAUUGAGUUGGAUGGGAUGAAGCUUGCGAGUAGUGAGAAUGUCACAGAGGUAGGGGCACAAGGGACAUGUAGUUAUGUUGAGGAGGGCGGGGUGAAGGGGUUGACUGGGGCGGGGUGCUAA
This is a messenger RNA of Lachnellula hyalina, 1299 nucleotides long. RefSeq names its product putative galacturan 1,4-alpha-galacturonidase C (gene rgxC). NCBI's taxonomy places the organism in Eukaryota, Fungi, Ascomycota, Leotiomycetes, Helotiales, Lachnaceae. Gene Ontology annotation, biological process: carbohydrate metabolic process. Gene Ontology annotation, molecular function: polygalacturonase activity. Bases 1 to 1299 code for a protein of 432 amino acids. The transcript has 3 exons. The record is from RefSeq and is a predicted model, not a curated record.